AUGGAUCCCACGCCGGCCACUUUGCCGCUUGCGGGCGCCGCCUCCCGUAGUGCCACAUCAGCCGCGCAGCAGUUCGCCUACGCGGCCGCCGCGGCGGCGGCGACGAUGCCCAGCGGCGAUGCGGCGGCCCCACAGCCGCUGACGGGCGCCACCGCGUCCACGUACAUUCCGCUCGAGCUGAUGAUGUACCGACAUCAUCAUCAUCCUGUCGCCGCCGCGGCUGCUGGUGCUGCAAGUCUAGUCCUGCCGCAGAACCCGGUCCCGCCGUGUUUGUUGAGCGCUCAGCCGAUGAUGUGCCAAUCGUGCAUCUAUUCCUCGCCGUCCCAGCCUUGCUCAAUGCACCAUCCACCAAUUGCAUAUGGUCAAGCGACACCGAGUUAUACUCUUGUGCCACAGUCACAACAUGCUCCAUCACAACAACAAACACAGCAACAAUCCAUCGGUGCAGUUGCGUCACAGCAGCAACAGCAACAUAGCGGGCAACAGCAGAUAAUCAAUGAUCCGUCACAGUUGCCACAAACGCAAUUGACUUUGUCGAACAACGUUGUAUUACAUCAGCAUCAGCAUCAGCAGCGAAGGGAAGUGGAGAUAGCCCGACAGCAUACAUCGUUGCCACCGACGCUUGCGCCACAAAUGCAUUCAAUGACGAUGCGACUGAAGCGCGGCGCUCCGAUAUCUUCACGAGUGCAAUCAGCCCUGGAUGCCGCCGUUAGAGCUCCGAAGCUGCGGCGAGUGGUGAGCGAUGGUACUCGUGCACGUGAUAUCCAGGCUGUUCAGCCCGAACCAAUGAUUCAACCACCUGCUCCUGCGGUGCCUAGCGUUCAACAACAAGUACAGUCUGACCAACCGCCGUCGACGUCACAAUUAGUGGCGGCUGCAGCUGCCGUAGCAGCGGUCAGUGCCAAUGGUGCCGAUAUUGUUACCAAUCCUACGCACUCACAAUGUGUGCAUUGUGGAACCCGGGGUCCAUGUCCAGCAUGUAUACCGUGCUACUGUGCAUACUGUCCACAUUCUACAGCUGUAAGUGGAACAGCUACCGCUGGGCUGAAUCCUGCACCGGGUCAACAUCCUACAGUUCAACAAAUGACAGUGCCGAGUACUCCACAGUUCGCGCAUAUUGCUCCACAGGCGCAACUAUCUCAAAUGGCAUCUGCUGGACUUCGCUAUGUCCACGACGCGAUAUUUGCGAGCCACAUGUUGGAGUCAAUGCAACGUCACCAACAGCAACAACAACAGCAACAGCGACAACAAGACCAGCUGAGCCAGUUUGGACGGUUAUUACCAAGUUCUACAGGACUAUAUGUACUACCGCGAACCGGAGGCUAUCCGGCUGCGUCGAAUGGUCGUUUGGAAUUGCAUAUGCUCGUCAAUACUGGAAUGCCUCCAGAGCUACUUGGUAUGGUUGAGCGACCGCUGGAUCGACACCAUAUGUUUGCCGCUCCUGUCGCUGAACCAUUACCAGUUGGUGCGAGUCCUCAGGAUAUCGAGAAAUGCACCGAGAAAAUCAACUUUAUAAAAGAUGUAGAGGUGCCAGAGAACGAAACAGAGCGUUGUACGGUUUGUCUGUGUGAGUUCGAAACUGGCGAAGAAGUACGCAAUCUACGCUGUACGCAUAUAUUUCAUGUGAAUUGCAUCGACAAAUGGUUGGUGUACAACAAGAAGUGCCCGGUGUGUCGAUUGGACGUCGACAAACAAAAAGCGGUGUUGAUCGAAUAG
Molecule: messenger RNA, 1716 nt
Organism: Angiostrongylus costaricensis
Lineage: Eukaryota; Metazoa; Nematoda; Chromadorea; Rhabditida; Metastrongylidae
Source: the annotation of a GenBank genome assembly